AUAAACUGUCUCGCGACGCGCGCUUUCCCUUCUUUCCUUAGUGAACUAUGAAGAAGACGUCGAGAGACUCGGAGAAAAGGAGCUUUCGGCAGGCGUUCAGCGGAUAGCACGGUUCUAGCGCACUUCUGACGGACUUCUACUCCUCAGCCCGCAAAAAAAUCUUGAUCGCAGCCGCCUGAGAGAGUCUGGAUGGACCGGGAAGGAGCCUCGAGCUCGAGACGCGAUAACGGAAUAAAGCCCAUGCCGAUUAUAUAAGGGUUUUGCGACAAAGAAAGUCGGCUCGCUUCCUCAUCACUUCGCCCGAAUAGGCUCAACUGCACGUCAGGGGUUAUAUUAUGGACAAUGUACCCUUUGAACUGGACUUCUCAGGAUUAUUUUCCACGUUCAGACAUGCCGAGAAACCGCGCGGUCUCGUUACUGGACUCGUUCGGACUCUGGAUUUAGAUGAUAGCGUCUUGAUGCCUGCAGGUUUGUUCUGGUCUUGAGAUUGCUCUGUCAAGUCUUCAUGCUGUGGGCAUGUUGCCUUCGCCCCAGGUGUGCGUGUCUACUCUGGUGACAGUGAGCACGAUGGCUGUGGUUGACCUCUACCUGCUGGAGCAGAGCAUGCUGGGACCUCGAGGCGGAGCCCGUCCUCCAGUAUGGCCAUGUGUAGCUGUCGCACUGGGCGACCUGUGUUUCCUCCUGGCGCUGCGCUUCGUUUCUGCAGGUGUGGUUUCGGAGGCUCGCUCUCCCCGGCGGGGCUUCGCCAACGCUCUCUGGUUCCUUUUCCUCUCGCUGCUGCAGCUGAAGCUGUUUUUUGUGUGUCAGAACUACAGACAGGAGAGACGACCGCCGGAUCCUCUUGCCCGCAAGACGCUGACUCUUCUACUUUCAGUGUGCCUGCCCUCAUUGUUCCUCAUCCUGACAGGAGCCGAUUACAUGACACCCCUCCGUAGGAAGCAGGAGGUGCGCAGUCGGCUUCUGUGGGUGGUGGUUGACUUGCUUGAUGUGUUGGAUCUGCAGGCCGGCCUGUGGGAGGUGCAGGGCAGUGUGGGGGUUCCUCUUUGGGUGGAAGGUAUAGUCUUCUUUUACUGUUAUGUACUGCUGCUCUUGCUGCCUUGCGUGUCGCUCACGGAGCUCGGUGCUGCUGCACUGCCGGCGGCUCGGAAGGAGGCCAUUUAUCCAUGGCUCAGCCUGGUGACAAUUAAUGUGUUCACACUCGUGCCCAGAGGGGUUGGGAUGCUGUGGUACAGGGACCCUCGGGUGUCCACUGUGUUUUUAGGGAAAAACUUGCUGGCUCUUGCGGUAAAGCUGAGCUCUGCCUGGGAGAGGCACAAAAAGGGCAGCAGAGGGUUGGCGGGAGCAGGAGCAACCACUGGAUUGGGAAACCAGACUCGAGAUGUGGCCUCAGAACAAGCCACAGAACAAGAGCAGGAGUGCACAUCUCCAGUGGCGUCCUCUACACGCUACCAUACCCUUUCACGCACUCACGGACACAGCCACUCACUCUCUCACGUAAGCCUGGAUCCCACCGAGACCUCGCUGGGACCAGCUUACAUUUCCCACGAGCUCUAGAGGUCAGAAGCUGCCAGCAACUGGAAUUUGUGGGCUCGUAACUAUCCCUGGAGUCUCAGUGCUUUUGGCAAGAUUAGCAGAGAUAACUCAUCGUAUUAGCACACUUUGUAGUUUGUACAACUGAUGAUUUGUAAAGCCAAACACGAGCAGCCUACUGUGGUGUGAGACUCCCAGACAAAAUGGUGAUAAGGUUGAGAGGUGGGAGCCGUUUUUUAAUUAAGUGCCUUCUUUAAAGUACAACAAUUAAUAUUGUUACUCUUGUUCAUUUUGGUGUUCAUCAAGGACUUGAAUUAAACCAUGUACUGUGAAGCAUGACCGCUGGUAAUAUUUC
Messenger RNA from Danio aesculapii, 1885 nucleotides. RefSeq names its product transmembrane protein 265 (gene tmem265). The coding region runs from base 517 to 1554 and encodes 345 amino acids. The record is from RefSeq and is a predicted model, not a curated record. The transcript has 2 exons. Lineage: Eukaryota; Metazoa; Chordata; Actinopteri; Cypriniformes; Danionidae.